AUGCCUGUCCACAGACGGCGCAAGAACAACCUCGUCUGGCCGGAGAUGAAACAAACUGAGGAGUUUCUGGCGGCAGAAUGCAACAAAGUCACCAUGGAAGAACGAGCUCAGGCUUUAGAUGAUAUCCAUUGCGUCGGACGAGCGCUUGAGGAAGUUCCAGAGACGAGGGCAAGAUUACUGAAUGAAUUUGAUAUACUAGUUCAAUACGAGCGAAAUCCAAUCUAUGAAAUCGCUAUCAACCAGAAUCGAGCCUAUGUUGAAGACCCUUCCUUUCGACUGCGUUUUCUGCGGUGUAACAUGUACGACGUCCACCGAUCAGUUCGUCAGAUGAUGAGAUUUUUGCAGCACAAGGCAACAUACUUUGGGGAGGUCAAGGUGGCUCAUGAUAUCAUUAUUGACGACUUGAAUGAUGAUGACAUAAAGCUCCUUUCGUCAGGAUUGUACCAUAUUCAGGAAGAAAGAGACCAGAAUGGACGAGUAGUACUGUAUCUGAUGAAUCAAAUUUUGGGAAAGAGUAGCGUUGACACGAUGAUCAAAGUUGCAUACUAUAUAUUCAAUAAUGUGUUGAUUCCCAUUCCCGAAGUCCAAUCAAAAGGAUUUGUUGGCGUCUAUUACGAUGUAACGAAGCCAGAGGAGAAUCUUGAGAUGCCUGGGUUCACUUUCCUUGUUACGCUGAUGGAUGUCGUCGCAUCAAUUCCUCUGCGACAUUCUGCAGUGCACAUUUGCUUGAAGCCCAUAAGGAGCAGCUUGGUCCUGAGCAAUACCCUUCUAUUCUACACGCUCAACCAGUCACCGGCAGACACCAGAAUUCGGACACGCAUUCACUAUGGCACGGAUGCAGAGCUUCAGCUCGCUCUUCGAAGCCACGGCAUUCAUACUCAAAGGUGCCCUGUCGAUUUAGAAGGCAAUAUUCGUAGGGACGUCUCCAAUACAUGGUUUCAGAAACAGGAAAAAACAGCAGAUACACGGCACAAUCCUCAGCUGGUCGUGUUGAAUCAGCCAAGGCCACAAGAUGUCCUGUUUGGGAAAGGAUAUGGGAUCCAACACCACUUGGGCAAUUUCUGGUUUCGGAAUUACCUCAUGUCGCACAGGGAUGCAUAUGAUAGUGCUCCACAAUCUUUGCGGACAGAGAUCUCUACAAAAUUGGCUCGGACCAUGUUUGAAAAUGGGACCCGAUUUCUCAAGCGAGCAGAGUCGGGGGAGUGGAUGGAAGUCGACCUGCAUGAGGCGACGAAGAAAGUUGGUCAGCUCUUCAGGACAUUUCGAAAGAAGGCUUGA
Messenger RNA from Cylindrotheca closterium, 1278 nucleotides. Lineage: Eukaryota; Bacillariophyta; Bacillariophyceae; Bacillariales; Bacillariaceae. The record is from the annotation of a GenBank genome assembly.